Brassica rapa (field mustard) is the source of this 1138-nucleotide messenger RNA. Its product is annotated as anaphase-promoting complex subunit 11. Lineage: Eukaryota; Viridiplantae; Streptophyta; Magnoliopsida; Brassicales; Brassicaceae. The record is from RefSeq and is a predicted model, not a curated record. Gene Ontology annotation, cellular component: anaphase-promoting complex. Gene Ontology annotation, biological process: anaphase-promoting complex-dependent catabolic process. Gene Ontology annotation, molecular function: cullin family protein binding; zinc ion binding; ubiquitin protein ligase activity.
AUAAAGCCCCAUAAUUUAAUAAUUGAUUUCCAUUCCCAAUCUCGCCGCUUCUUCUCUGUAGCAGUUCGCUUCUCCAUCAUCGCCGGAGAAAGACAUGAAAGUCAAGAUCUUGCGUGGCAUGCGGUUGCGUCAUGGACAUGGGAUGCUCAAGAUGAGACAUGUGGGAUAUGUCGUAUGCCAUUUGACGGUUGUUGUCCAGACUGCAAACUCCCUGGAGACGAUUGCCCUCUAAUUUGGGGAGCUUGCAACCAUUCGUUUCAUCUUCAUUGUAUACUGAAAUGGGUUAACUCACAGACGAGUCAAGCUCAUUGCCCCAUGUGUCGUAGAGAAUGGCAAGUUCGAUACGUGUUGAUUACGUUAGGUUUUAUGGUAGUCCUCGUUUGAAAACUUAACUCCAUUAUCAACUUUACAAUACUUAAUACUCACUUCGUCUCGAUUUAAUUGUCGUUCACUUCGUUUCGAUUUAAUUGUCGUUGUAGAGAAAACAUUUAGUUUCAAAAUAAGUGUUGUUUUAGAGUUUUAAUGCAAAAUUUAUUAAUAAGAUUAUUCACUUCAUUUAUCUAUUGGUUGAAAUAUGGUUAGGUGUAUAGGUAAUUGUGUUUUCAAUUUGAAAAUAUACGAAAUCAUUUUUUUUUUGAAACACAAUUUUCAUUAACUUCAAAUUCAACGAUUACAAAGCGAUGAGAGAAUUAAACAUCCUCUCAAAGACAAUUCAUAAAACACACUAGGAAGUACAACUAAGCAUAAUAAAUUUUCACAUGAAGUUGACAGCGAAUUCAAAACAAAGCUUAGAUGCGUCGAUAAGACUUUCACGACAAAGUAGGAGAGUUGAGAGAUAGUCAUAAGUAACGUCGAGAGACAGUCCUCACCAACGAGAAAAACCCAAGUAUUCUCGAUUGCACCUUCAGACCCCGUACAGACCGCUCCACAAGGUAACAAACCGGUGAGUAAACUGAAACUAAAGCUCGGAAAAGAAUCCUAAAUUUUUCUCCAUUCAUAGAAAGGAGACAUGGGAGUGAAAUAUUCUCCAACACAUAGGAGGAGGUGAGGAUUGUGUGCCGACAAGUCCUUACUAGUUUUUGAUGGCUCUGAACUGGAUGCCGGAGUGGAUUCCCACCUACAUCGGACGCCAAAUAAA